ACCAUGUAUCAAACGUAUUGUUUACCACUUUUACGAGGGAUUCGACACGUCAAUUUGUGUUUUGUCUGUUUUUUGUACUUAGAUUUCAAUAAGGAUCAGCAAAAUAUUAGAUUUGUCUCUACCUUGGUGGCAUUGUUGAAAGACCGUGGACUGCCGCUUUGCCUUGGAGGUUUUCCUGGAUGGGGAAUUGUGUGAGGACAUAACGGUGUUGGCUCGAUGACAGCAGACCCGCCAAAGGCAGUGGACACUGCACAAUAGGUUGUUCAUUGCGUUUCAGGCACAAGCAGGGAUGGAUGACAAUCAGUACUCGAGCCAGGUCACAGUGUUAGGCUGAGAGAAACAAACUGAGGAAUGGAUGGAGUCUAAUUUUGUGAACUGCAACCUGGACGGUAAAAGUACAGGUCCAGGCCUGAUGGCUUCGGAGGAUAAGGAUCAGGCGAGCUUCCCGGAAUUUCACGUGCACGCCACCAACUACACCAAGGGACAACUGAAGAUGAAAUUAAAAAGCAAUAAGAAAGCGGGAAUUAUAGAGGUUCAGCACAAACCGGAGGAGGUCAGCUCGUCACCUGAGGUCCAGACUGAACAGGAGACUGAAGAAGGGCUGGAUAACACUGAGAAAUGCAGCUCUGAGUUUGGAGCCAAGUCUAGCCAUUCAGGAGCAACAGAGCCCAACCCACCACCAACACCUCCUGUCCUCAGCACCAGCAAGUCAACCAAGGUGACCACCGGAAACCCAACCAUGGAGUCGCUCAUGGCGCUGACCAAUCACGCCGACUCUGGCGCUUUCCUGCCGGCAAACAGCGGAAGCUCAAUGUGCGAACCGAUGAACUUUGGCCAGGUGGGCCCGAUGGGACAUGAGGGGAACAACAACAGGGUUGAGGGAGCUGCUGAUGGCUAUGUCAACCCUUGCGUGAGUAUUGGCAGCCAGUCAGCCAGUGAUGUAGCCACUGCAGAGUACCUGCAGAAGCAGGAGGAGGAAGAGUUGCUUCAGGCUUUUGCUGACUCGACAGUUGCUCAGGGAAUAGCCCAGGCUUUGGACGUGGACUCACUGACACCGUCGUUCGUGUCCGAGCAGGGUUUUGAAUUGAGUGUGGCAGACGUGGACCUCGAGCCAGAGGACAGACUGCACUGCCGUUUUGCGCCCAAGUCGGAAGCGUCAGGCAUGGAGAAUGAAAACGUCAACAGAACUCAGGAAUGUGAUCAGUCAUUGCUCAUGGCUGGAAGAACUUCGGAAAAUGCAAUAGCCAUGGAAUUGCCAACCAGUGAAAUAGCCCAGCAGCCCGAUAUUCAUGUUCCUCCGACUGGAAUACAGAUGGUAGUAGAAGUUAUGGAAAUGGAGGAUGGUCAAGACACAGCGUUGGACUCUUCAAAUCCUCCAAAUGAGACACUGGAUUUUGGAUACCGCUCCUACUCGCACAAUUUUGGAGCUGACGCUGUCAUGGAGAAGGAAUCAGACUUGUCAAAUCUUACCGGUGAUGAACAGGAGGUGGACAGCAAAGCCAUUUCAUUGGCCGUGGUUGUGUCUGAAUCCCAGUACACUGUCCAUUCGGGUUACAGCCCAAAAGCUAAGCAAACCACCUCACCAAAGUCACAACCAAAAGCCGUAAAAGCUUGCCAAAAGUCCAAGAAGGCAAAGUCCAAAGCUACCCCCUCCAAACCGAGCCCAGUGAUCGCAGUAAACAGUUGCUCUAAAUCACCAAGUGUUGCAAAGACCAGCACUAAGUCUCCUAAAUCUAGAACUGCAGAUGGACCAAUGGCUGAAGUGGACAAAAGGAACACUGCGUGUUGCAAAAAACCUGCUAAAGAACAAAAUCUCAGUAGCCCAAACAAAACUAAAUUGUCUGUCCAGAAAGCCAAACUCUCCACAAGUGUUAAAGACCUGUCUCAUGUUGGUCCAGAUAAACCAACAAAACCAGCUGGGAGCAGAAAUUCCAAAGUUACUACAAUACAGAGUAAAACAGGAAUUGGAAAGGAAAAAGGGAUCUCAGAAAUUCCCAAGAGAAGCAUUAAGUCAAAAUCGAAGGGUAGCGAAGCUGUGGUGAAACCAACUAAAACACGAAAAAGCAAGCAGUCAUUAGAUGUUUUGGAAUCGGGUGCAAAGGCUAAAGGCAAAGGCAGUAAGAAAAAGAGCAAAAGUCUGCCCAUUUCAGUGGACCUGUCCAAAGUGAAUGUGAUGGUUGCAGCUGAUCAUGCAGUUAAGAAACCAAAGAAGGUUAAGAGCAAAAGCAAAGAGAAGGACAAUGACCCCAAGUUGAGUUCCCUCGCCAUUACUUCUCCAUCUUCCAAGACCCACCCUGCCACCGGCAAAUCUUGUCUGUCGCCCAAACCAACCAAAUCCAAACCAAAGAUGAAAUCCACUGCAGCAGUGCCAAAAGAGAAAGCCAUCAGAGAGAAGACUUCCAAGGCAAAGUCGAAGAAAAAGCUGGACCUGUGUAUGAGUCCCCUACCGGUCGCUUCACAACUCCCCCUGAAUACCCACUCGGAAAACAGUAUCCCCCCAGUCUUGGAAAUUGCCACCAAAACACCUAAGAAAGUUUCCAAGACAAAGAAGUCUACCAAGAAGUCCAAGUCAGGGAAAUUCAAGAGUUGCAAAUCUAAAGUACUGAGUUCUACCAUUGUGCAUACCGACGGACUGCUCCAAGUGGCUACUAAACUGCACAAGAGAUCAAAGACUUGUAAAAUUGGUAAAAAAGAGAAGAAAGGCAAAAGGGUUAAAAAGCACAAAACGAAAGAGAAGUUAAAGGAGUGUAUUCCCGAAAGACUGCAUCCACCACCGGCUAGACUACCACUGGGUAGCACGUCUCCUCUACACAUCCUCAUUCCAGAUGAGGAACCCAUUGCGUCACCCUUGUCCUCACCCCCCUGUCCUCCAAGUAAGGGCAAGGGCAAGAAAUCAGGCUCUGGUGUGGCAAGGCUUAUGAGCGAAUGGCUCCUUGAAAAUGGCAAUGAAGAGGAUGAUGAUGAGGAGACUAUCAUGCUCCAUCAGGGCAAGCAGCUCCAGAGAUCUCCAAAGAUUGACAGCUCCAAAUCCAGCAAAACCUGCAGUCCCAACAAAGAGGCAUCAGCACCAGUCUCACCCAUCAGCUCCUCGUGUCUUGGAACACCCACCAAAAUGCCACACGUCUUUGCCGAACCCGUAAAGGCGCUGCACGAAGCUGCCAAGAAAAGACCACUGAACGUUGAUCCCAUACGUCCAGAGAUAAUGGAGGGCUCCAAGGAGAAGCAGCAUAAGGAGCAGACACCCUCACCUCAGAGUGCCACCACUUGCAUGAGUGAGGAAACAAUGUUCAGCGACAGUGGCAUCGGGACUGACAACAACAGCAAUCCAGAUCAGCAUGUGUUGGACAAGCACAGGCGUCGAUCGGUACCUUCUGUCACCGAAUCGGACAUGUCAAGCGAGCUCCUGGAAACUCAUCCCCUGGCUACCUCAGCUCAUGGUCUUUACAGCUAUGGCAAGAAAGACAAGCACCGCAAGUUGAUGAACUGGCAUUUUGGUCCACAUAGGAAGAGACGGAAGAAGUACCGCUUCAUGAGACAGCCCGGCAGAAUGAGCCCUGCUUUUGUGUUUGAGUUGGACGCCGUCAUCAUGGAGUUACGGGCACUGCAGCUGGAAAAUCUGGAAGAUAUAAAUGAUAUCACAAUGGUAAUGCCGAAAGCCACUGACAAGGAGUUAGAACCUAAGAAUCACCUGUCGGCCAUUGCCAAGUUGAAUCCAAACUACAGCAGUUACCUAAGACCAUCUUACCUGGCCACAGUUCUCAGUAAUCCCCACUCCAAAACAAACAAGCACAAAUCAGGCAAGAAGAAGAGGAAGGAAAAAGAGGAGAAGAAGAAGAGGGAGUGUUUUGUUGGGGAGGAGAAAAACAGACAAGACCAGAGGGAGCAGUACUUAAGUAACUCAGGCAGCCAAGAAACCGUGUCAUGCAAUACUUCCCAGGUUGCCUCCAGACCAUCCAGACUUGAUGUCAAUGAAUGCCAAGAAACUGAUUCUAGCCCUCAUGAUUUUGAUCCUGCAGUGAGUGACGUGGUCUCAUUCAGCACAAAGGUGAACUUUCCUUCAUGUACACCAGCCUUUGGGAAUAAGAGAACUGAACCAAUCGUCACAAAUGAUAGGAAACAGGAAGAUGCAGACCAAAGGGAACAGACAGCAACUGUGGUAGAAACUGAGCUGUCUUCAAACAGGAGGACACCAGGGAAAGUUUCAUCUAAAAAUGUAAGGUCAAAGAGGACUAAAGCUGCUAAAUCCAGUGGUACUAAACCAUCUUCUGGUAUUGAUUCUAAAGAGGAAAAUGUAUUGCACAGUGGACUGGAUGAGCAGCAACUCUCCAUUGCAACAAAUCAACAUGAUGGCAGUGGUCAACCAACACCAAGUGCUGAACGUGGUUCAUCUGUCCUGGAUGAUGGAACUGUUCAUUACAUAGCAGACUCUGCCAGCAUCGCCAGUGACUGUGACACUGUGGAAAAUGGAGAAAGUAGACUCAGUAAACAUUCACUGAAUUUAAAAGUGGAAGAAACAUCUGCAGUUACUGAAAUUGCCCAGAAGGCCACUGUGCCCCACAAAUCACAGCCAGAACUUGGCAUGUCUUCAUUACCCGAAGCCACUGUACCGUCUGACGCAGUUCCCGCUAAUGCAAAGUCACCUGUCAAGAGGCGGAGGAAGAAGAGAACCGCCAGGUUCACUUCGUCCAAAUCCAAAGCAUACAUAAAGAGGAAGCUGGAAGUGUUGAAAAAGAAGGCUGAAGAUGAGGCACUUUUGGCUAACCAGCAGCAGAAAGAAGGGGACAUGAGCGAGUCCGGUCAAAGCAACAAAGUUGGGAAUGCAUCUGCCGAGUGCACUAUUGCUGCAGAUGUUGAGAACAAUAAUAUCCUAGAGCAGAAAGAAGAAGUCACAAAUACAUGCCACCCACCUGAAAUGCCGGCAGAACAAGGAAAGCAACUUCCCACAGCACCCACAAAUUGCACACUGUCCGAAGGAUCAAAGGUCCUGGCUUCUCCAUUGGCUGAAGAGACUAAGAAGAAGAUCAAAGCAGGGAAUGAGUCAGUGCUGCAGAAGAAAAGAACGAAGAAACCAAAACUAGACAAGAGUAGGGUGGAUGCUACCAAUGGGUGCAUUCAGGGAAGUGAAUGUUGUACCGAAAGUGUUGGACCGUGUACAAAUGAUAUGCUUGUAGUGGAGUCUGAUAGAAUACUUAGCAUGGACAAACUGGUAGAUUCUGUCAAAGCCUCCAUCCAGACAGGUUCAUCUGGGGAUGGAAGAGGUGAACCAAAGACCACCAAAGGCAAAAAGGGUGCUUCCCCAAAACUCUCCAAAGGCCCUGGUAGUAGAGCCGAGAAAGAGUCCCACAAGCCAGAACCAGGCCCUGUCAGUGCGGUCGGAGCAUUAGCAGAUAACAUCUUUGAUAGGUUGAAAACUAGCAGCGACCCAGCACAGGCACAUGAAGGAUCGCAGGGAACUGGUAGUGCCACUGGCAGUGGUCAUUCUCAGUCUCCCAAAUCAAUAGUAGCUGACAGUAGAGACACAGUUGGUAUGCAGACAGCAGGUAAGACCAACAAGAAGCAAACCAGUAAGCAGCAGAGGGGUGAGGCCAAGCAACCCAAAACAGCAGGAAGGAAGAGAAGCUACAAGACCAAAGCAGUGGUAGAAGAAGCCAGAGAUGCAUCCGCAGGAACAUCUGCAUCCAAGAGGAGCUGUAAGGUUGAGAUAUGCCUGGAUUUGGUCCUCGCAGGUACCACGGACAACCCUUCAGUGACUCCUCAACAGGGUCUCAGUGUAAAUAGCCUAGGUAGCACUGCGCAAACAUGUCAAACCCAGUCAAUAUCAGACACAGCAUCUAAACAAGAGAACAGUGCCCCAGUCUCUGAUUCAACCAACACAGAGAGGCUUCAAGAUAGGAUGCUGUUGAACAGUAAUACCCCACCUAUGGAUGGUGCUGUGGAAAUUAACUCGAAGACACUGGAAUUGGAGACAUUCACAGUGGCCAAAAAUCCCACCAAGACGAAAACUUUGAAGGUGCAGAAGAAGAAACUGCAAAUGAGCAAAGUGCCAAAGAUUGUCCUAAAGAGAACGCUGGACACAGCAGCUGUGGAUGAAUCCUCCAAGCCACUCAAGAAGCGCAAACUCAUGAAGGAGCCUCUUGUUACUUGUGCAGAUAAUUCACUCAUCAGUUUACCGUCACAGCCCUCCACGAGCACAGCUCCAUUCCCAACCCCCUGCAUGCCUCCCUCAACUCUGAACAGCAAAUCCCCAGACAAAAUGGCCAGCAGCCCCCAGCCGUCCUCUGCCUCCAAGAUGAAGAAGGUCAAACCCCAGGUGUCGAUCUGCAGAACCACAGUGUCCCUAGGCGGGCCCAAGUCUCCCAUGACAGUCUCGUCCAGUAGAGGCUGUGCUCGACAACAGGGCAAGAAGAGGCCAUUCCCCAAGAAGAGCUACUGGAAAGCAGGCAUCUACUCCAGCACCUUCAAGAUAGAUCCACUGGCCACCCCAGCGGAAGAAGAGAGCAAAGAUGAGGUAACCGAUCAAGCAGGCGUGGCAGAGGACGAAGCAGAGAGCAGCUUGCUCCCUCUACCAAUUUUAUCUGGUUCCGUAUUCUGGGAAGAAGAGGAUGAUUUCCAGUUGCCCUAUGACUUGUGGUGGCUCCACGCACACAACAAGCUAGCCAACAGAUGCGAUCCUUCAAAGUACAAGAAGCUUAAGAACAAUAUCUAUUAUGACGUGAAGCCCAUAUGUAGCACGCAGAAUUCGUGUAAUUGUCGCAGACCCAAGGAUGGAAUUCAGAAAGGAUGUGGCGACGACUGCCUCAACAGAAUGGUCCUGAGUGAAUGCUCACCGAGCACCUGUCCCUGCGGGGAAUUGUGCUGUAACCAGAGAAUCCAGAAGCAUGAGUGGGCGCCAGGACUGCAAAGAUUUAUGACUAAGGAUCGGGGCUGGGGAAUCCGGACCAAGCACCCCAUCAAGGGCGGGGAAUUCAUCCUGGAAUACGUGGGGGAGGUCAUCAGCGUUAAGGAGCUAUGGAAGCGAGCCCUGAGCGAUUACCAGUACCAGAAGCACCACUACUACCUCAACCUGGACUCGGGUACCGUCAUCGACGGGUACCGGUACGGCAAUGAGGGCCGCUUUGUCAAUCACAGCUGUGACCCCAACUGCGAGAUGCAGAAGUGGUCAGUCAGCGGGAUGUACCGCAUCGCUCUCUUUGCCCUGCGGGACAUCGAGGCCAAUCAGGAGCUGACGUAUGACUACAACUUCCACGCCUUCAACCUCGAAACCCAGCAAGAGUGCAUGUGCGGGAGUGCCAACUGCAGAAGGACCAUCGGGGGCAAGACGCAGAAACUGAACGGCGUGGUCAAGAAGGAGACUAAUCAGGGCAAGAAGACGGGCAAGAAGUGUGGCCGGCCAGUCAAGGACAAGAAGAAGUUACAGAACCAACUCAAGAAGCGGGAGAACGUGGCUGAACAACUGAGUGCCUUAAAGACCCUACGGCUGAGGUUACCCCGGCCGAUGUCUGUCCGUGAGAUGAAUCUCAUUGCUGACAGGCGGGUUUUUCUUCUGCGGAACAUCGAGAAGGUCAAGCGCGUCCGAGAGGCACUCUUGAAGGCCAGGCAGGGGAAUAACUCCGUUAAAGUCAACAAUCCCGACACCAAUAAGAAAGACGUGUUCAUGGCACAGUUCACCGCCCUGAAGACGUCCCGCUCGGUGAAGACGCGCCGACUCGCAGCGGCUGAGGUCAACCAAGAGGUCACAAAGGCGGCCAGACUUGCCCAGGUCUUCAAGGACAUCUACACGGUGGUGUGCACCUACAGAGAUGCCAACGGGCAGAGCCUGGCCAUACCGUUCAUGAACAGGCCGUCCAAGAAGAGGAACCAAGACUACUACCAGCGUAUCCCCGACCCGAUUGACUUGAGCACCAUUGAGAGGCACAUCAUGUCUGGCUACUACAAGACGGUGGAGAAGUUUGACGAACACUUCAUGCGCGUCUUCAGAAACGCAGAGAAGUAUCAUGGCAAGAAGUCUGAGUUGGGUAAGGAUGCUGCUGUCCUACGCAAGGCCUACCUCAAGGCCAAGGUAGACAAUGCUAAGUUCUUUGAAGACAUCCUAGGAGAACCACAGAAAGAAAAAGAGCACAAAGAAGACAGCAAAGCAGCCAAGGAGGAAGAAGAGGAGGAGGUGAUUCGCUGUCUGUGUGGGCUGUUCAACGACGAAGGGCUCAUGAUACAGUGUGAACAGUGCUUUAUAUGGCAGCACUGUGACUGCAUUGACAUGAAGGAGCCUGCCGAGCAUUAUCUCUGUGAACUCUGCCAGCCGCGACCAGUACCCAAGGAGAUCGGCAUGGUGCCCCAGCCCAAGUUUGCACAGCCUGAUCAGACCUACUACCUGUGCCUGGAAAGAGACAAGACACUGACCGUCAGACAAGGUUACUGCGUCUACCUUGCCAACGAUAACCAACAUCGAAGUGCUGAUGGGUCCACGAUCAAGACCGCGGCUGAAGUCAUGGCUGACGUCAACCCUGCUGAGCUCAACAUAUUCAGAGUAGAGAAACUGUGGAAGACGGAAAGCGGUGAGAAGUUUGCCUUCGGCCAUCAUUUCCUGAGACCCUACGAGACUCACCACACUCCCUCCCGGAAGUUCUUCCAGAAUGAGCUCUUCCGAGUCCCGCUGUAUGAGAUCAUUAAGCUGGAGAUCAUCGUGGGAGUCUGCUGUGUCAUGGACCUUUACACCUACUGCAAGGGGAGGCCAAAGGGAACUGAGGAGAAGCACGUGUACAUCUGCGAGUACCGCCUAGACAAGACCGCUCAUCUCUUCACGCCCAUCAGCCGGAAUAAGUACCCCAUCUGUACCAAGUCCUACGCCUUUGACAAGUUUGACAAGAAGCUGAUGCCCAAGAGAGACUACUCGCCACACCAUGUACCAGAGCAUUUCAAGAGGGGUUAUGGUGGCCGCACCACGUGCAGCAAGGACAAGUCAGAGAGGGAGGAAGGGGAGGGGCAACACGACAGAGGGGGUGACGACUCUCAGGGGGCAUCACAGUAUGCCACCGCCGGUGGGAAACAACAGCAGAGGAGCAAGGUCAAGUCGGCUAAGAGUAACGCCAGCAGCAGUGCAGACGAGGACCAAAAGCAGAAGAAGAUCAACAAGAAGCGGGAGAAGGAGCAGUCCCUGGCCGCCAGGCGACAGAUGGAGCAGCAGAAAGCGGAGCGGAUGGCUGGCCAGAAGGAUCGGCUGAAUGGCCUCCUGCUGGGACUGCUUGCCAAGCUACCCAGCAAGCAACCUGUUGAUCUGACCUAUUUAUUGGAGGAAGGACACGGCAAACGACGCUGCAAGAGACCACCCCACUCGUUGGAUGGAUUCUUCUGACAGCGCUGAAAAGGGUGGGGGGGCCAACUUGGAUGGCAUCGAGAAACUCCACAUUUGCAGAAGGCGAUCUUUACAGUCGGCAACUGGCCGGUGAUUGCCUGAAGGCAAGGCGGGCUUUGCAGACAAGUUACGUCACGUUUUCACAAAGGUGGACUCUGCUGGGUUAUCCAGUCUGCUGCCGCAGACGGUGCACUGCACUGAGUUGUCAGACCAAAACCUGACUGCCCAACCCUACAAGCAGUGACAAGAUGAAAACCAGUAGGCUGUACUUGUAAUGUUCUUAGUUAUGAUGUAAAAUGUGUUGGGAUUGCAGACUGAUACAUGGAAAAUGAUGCUACUCAGAGUUACCAAUAGAUCGUUGAGGGCCCUUCAGAUAUUGGGUAGAAGUAGGCGUGUCUAAAUGAGACCAUAUCCCUCAGACCUUAGCCAUGCUCAGCGAUACCAGAUUUUGUGUAUUUAUAUUUGCAUCUUGACGGAAUUACAUUAUAAGAGUGUGGAAGGUAAUGCCUGUUACUCACACGAUGGCUUCAACUAUGUGUUCUUGCCAUUUUGUGGGAAGUAAUCUCCAAGUUUAAGGUAGUCAUGCUAGGUUCAGUUUGCUGCUUGUGUAGAGAAUGAACUUCCAUAGGAGUAUUUAGUUAAGUCUCCUUGUUUUUACGGCUUAAAUUAUAUUUGAGAGAAACAAAGCAUAAACUGAUCUUAUAAUUUUGCAUUGCCAGUUCCUAACAGUGCUUACUGCACUUUUUCAUUCUUGGCUUUUUUCCGCUUUUUUAAAUUCUGUGUCUCAUUUGUUAAAAAAAAAAAAAACAGGCUGUUUGUAAUUACUACAUGUAUAUAGAUUUGUGUAUUGAAGAGAGCAGGCCAGGACAGAAAUAGGGUAGGGAACGAGAUUGGGGCAAAGUACGAUCACCAAGAUUGUCCUGGAGUUUGGCCCGGUCAAGGCAGCGUUGGUCUUGUGUUUUGACCGGGCCAUGCACGAGCCCGCCUCACCAGUGAUUAACCUUGCGGAGGCUUUGCUGUUUUUGUCUAUGCAAUAGUGUUACGGUGGUCCGCGUCCAGCCAGUUUGCAGUGUACCAAAGAUGUAAAUUGUGUAAUGAUAGUCACGAGGCAGGACGAAAUACGAUAAUCAAAUUAUCGAGUAGUGGGAAGGACGCAGCGCUCUGAUGGGCAAAUGGGUGGACGAAAUUGAGGGGGGUUUGUCUUUUUGGGUGGUUUUUUUUUUGUUUUGUUUUGUUGUGUGUAGGUUCAGGAAUAAAUUUCAAAGCCAUUUUUGUGUGGAAUCUACUGAAAAGUUUAAAAAUGUACAUAGUAUACAAAAUGUUAAUGAUGGUAGUCAUAUUAGCUGUUUCUUGUAAAUGAACUAUAGCAGUUUAAGGUUGAAAACCACCGGAAUGUACAAAUUAAAACUACCAUUUAAAAAAAAAAAGAAGAGAUUAUGUUAGGAAUACUGAGACUUUGUUGGAAACUGUGGUCCCAUCCAUGUCAUUAAAUGGCUGUAUUCUGUAGUUGAUCGUUCUUGGGGAAAAAAAAAACAAACAACAAAAUCAUCAAAAAGAACUGAAACAUGUGCAUGUGAAUAGCAAAGGUUAAAAUGAAUUGUUUUGUGUUAAUGGCGAUGUCCCACGGCUAAGUAUGUUGCACAAGUAUUGCUUUGAAAAUGUUGCAAAAUGACAUUCAGGAGAAGCUGGAUAUAGCACUGUGGAUAAUAACAAUAUAUUUUAUCUGUGAGGAAGUCUGUAUUCACUUUACAGAACUGUUAAUCUAGUUUUGCUCGGUCAGUUCUAUUGCCCGCUGUCGCAGUUGAUUAAAUAACUAGUCUAAAGCUGUGUUGGUUCUGUUAUGUGUACCAAAACACAAAUUUAAUAUAUUAUACAUCAGUCAUUGUUGAUUUACUGAUUUCUUGAACGAAAAAAGUGCUUGAAAGAACAGUAUUUCACUUGUCACUCCAUCGCAAAAAGGUGUGAUGGCCGUCGCAGUUUGCUGAUCAUGUGAUUAUGUGUUGAAAUUCUUGUUUCCUAAAAAAAAAAAAAGGCUGUACAGAAUUAUCGGUGUGGUGUAUUCACUAGGCUGAUUUGGGCAGUUCAGUGACUGACUUGUCAGGACUCUGGGCGGGGGAGGGGGUUAGCCCCACGUAGGACUUAUUUCAGUCCUUGUACUGGAUGAUUUUUCUUCUCGAGUGUUGUAGAAGAGCUAUACUUCUGGCACGUUCGUUUUAGUCAGCUUCUUUUUGCAGGAAAUGAGGAACAGUUUUUCAUAGACAUUGCUCGGAAAUCUGAAUCUUUUGAGAAGUUAAAAAAGUGCACGUUUGUCCUCUUGUGAAGGAUUUAUUCCCACCGCUCUGUACUAAAUUUAAUGGAUAGACUAUCCCUCGCGGUAAAUCGACCUACCUAGAUGCAGUUGCUAAUCUGGAACCUUGGGGUGUUUUGUUAAUUUUUUUUUAAUCGCUGUUUUUCUUUAUGGGGGGGUGGUCGAUUUUGGUUUUGAUUAAGGUGCAAUUUGUACAGCUUUUUAAAUGGUGUUACGAUGCAGAGUUACAGACACAACUUACCAUUUAUUUCCCCCUUGAUUUGUAAUUGUCACCCACACUGUCAGAUGAUGAUAAAAGCUUUGUCGGUGGUAGCGAAAAAAACACCAUUCCAAGACUCAUACACGAUAUGGAAUACACACUGUUACCCCCGCAGCCAUCAGAAGGUGGCAAGAACUGAUUUGUGUACACCACUUUUUUCCCCAAGACUUCAAGUUUUCAGCCACUGGGUUUAUUUCACGAAAGAACUUGAAGGAAAGAACCUGCUUGUCAGAUUGCAAGAGCAAUCAGAUGAGCAGCUCUUGUAGUCAUGUUAAAGGUUUUAGCUCUGGUUUCAAACUCUGGGAUGUGCCUCAUAAAGGAAGCAAUUUCUAAUAUUUCGAGAUGCUGAAUGUUUUGAGAUCGCCUGUUUUUAAUUUCUAUUUAUGUAUUCAUUUUAAAAGUAUUUUGAAAGGGGGCACCUGGCAGGGUAAGCAUUUUACCACGGUAAAGAACCGUAAUCGUGUUUGAAGAAGAAUUUAACGAAAGUGUUACAGAUUGUCAAAUACUAACCCUUCAAUAUAUUUUGAUUGAUGUAAAUGCUAAAACCUUCCAGUCAUUACACUAGAAUUUUUAUUUUCCAAUCACGUCGGUGUCAUGUACAUUAUGAUUGAGAGACAGCCCACGUUUUCAAUUUUCCGACACAGCUGAAUAUUUUUGGACUUUUUUUCCUUAAUGAAUAAUAGGAUUAAAAUGUUGUUCCACCGUCUCACAAGGAUUUGAAGAGGAUUUUAUGAACUUUUAACGAAAAUGCUUGUAAAAAAUCUUUGUUGUUUGUCUGUUUCGAUAACCAGUACUGAUCAAUGCGGUUGUUGCACUUCUGAAUUCGUUCUCCCUUUUAAAGUAAAAGCGUUUUACUGUGUGAAGGGAAGAAAUAUUGCUUUAAUACUUUGCACUGCUAAAAAAAAUCUACCCCGCUCUUUCUAACACUGCUGAAAGGAGUUGUCACUUGGUUUCGUUUGCUUUCAAAUUCCAAACAAGAGAAUGUACUUUUACUGCAAAAGGUGGUCUUCUUUUCUGUAGAGAAAAUUUAUCAGUAUAAACCACACCGUACCGUAUCGUUUUUGUUUUUCAAGUGUUUAUAUGUUCACCAAAAAAGCAUAUUUCUUUUUCUAAGUUACUUACAAACUUGCUGAACGUUGUAUUGCAUCGAUGAGGUUAUCCAAACACCCAUGCCCGUAUAUAGGGAUGUAAGUCCUCUGACAUGCUCUCCUCAACUUUAAGACAACACAUUGACAGUACUGCUGUGUGUCAACUGUUCUCGCAACCUGCAGAGAUUUCGGACAGAAAAUGCCAGAGCCAUCUUACAUCCCUACAUAAUAUGCGGAGAGGAGCGGCUUGUCGAUUCACUUUUUGUUAGGCUUUGCCAAAAGUACAUCCCGAUUUGUACGUAUUGUAAAAUUUUGAGAAGAAAAUGGCAAGGAUAAAAACUGUCAUAUAAUACCAAA
Messenger RNA from Acanthaster planci (crown-of-thorns starfish), 13361 nucleotides. RefSeq lists its product as uncharacterized. The record is from RefSeq and is a predicted model, not a curated record. Gene Ontology annotation, molecular function: protein binding; chromatin binding; histone H3K4 methyltransferase activity. Gene Ontology annotation, cellular component: nucleus; nucleoplasm. Gene Ontology annotation, biological process: regulation of DNA-templated transcription. Lineage: Eukaryota; Metazoa; Echinodermata; Asteroidea; Valvatida; Acanthasteridae.